Messenger RNA from Alosa alosa (allis shad), 2010 nucleotides. RefSeq names its product mannose-binding protein C-like. The transcript is spliced from 4 exons. The record is from RefSeq and is a predicted model, not a curated record. NCBI's taxonomy places the organism in Eukaryota, Metazoa, Chordata, Actinopteri, Clupeiformes, Clupeidae. The coding region runs from base 114 to 893 and encodes 259 amino acids.
AGCAGUGGUUACUUAUUACAGUAUAAAUUACAGCAUAGGAUCUGGACAAGGAUCUGUAUAAAUACCUGAAUCUCUCGUUCACUUCAGACGGUCAGUCAGGAGCUAGUGAAAGCAUGGCAGCAUCCCCACUCUGUAUCUCUGUGCUGUUGCUGCUGCAGAUUCAGCUGCUUAUCGUGCGAGAAGCUCAAUCCCUGGAGCCUCCAGCCCUCAGCUGCCCUGCCCUCGCUGGCAUACCUGGCACCCCUGGGCACAACGGCCUCCCUGGCAAAGAUGGAAGAGAUGGGAAAGAUGGCAGAGAGGGAGCUCCUGGACCCAAGGGGGACAAAGGAGAUCUUGGAGUGGGAGUGCAGGGCCCUCCAGGAGAAAUGGGUCCAGCUGGUCCAGUGGGUCCACCUGGCCCAAAGGGGGACAGAGGGGAUCCAGGAGCAUCGGGGACACUGGCCAAUGACAGCUUGCUCAUAUCAGAGAUCCUGGCUCUCAGAGGAAGACUUUCUCUACUAGAAAAAGCCUCAGGUUACCGCACUUUCCGAAAGGUUGGGCUGAAGUACUAUGUGACUGAUGGGCUUCUGGCCACUUUUGAUGAGGGCCUGAAGUUCUGCUCAGAUGCUGCAGCCACACUUGUGCUGCCAAGAACAGAAGAGGAAAACCAAGCGCUAGCCAAUGUGCAUGCAGUUUAUCCUUCCACUCACCCAUUCAUUGGAGCAACAGACAGGAAGCAGGAGGGGCGAUUUUCAGACUUAAAUGGCAAACUGUUAACUUUCACUAAGUGGGGCAGUGGUGAGCCAGGUAACAGUAAUGACAAUGAGGAUUGUGUUGUUACUUAUUUGUCAAGCACAUGGCAUGAUGUCAACUGUGACUCUGAUUUUCUAAUCGUAUGUGAAAUUACAAACUGAAGAGAAAUAUUACAACAAUUAUUUCCAAUCAUGGCAAAAGCAUCAAAAUAAUGAAAGAAUGAAUAAUUGGAAAAUGUUUUAUCCUCACGAAAAUGAAAUUCUUUCCAAUCAUGGCAAAAACAUUAAAAUAAUGUGAGUAUCCUAAUUUUCAAGUUCAAUAUGGGAACAUCCAUCAACAUUUUAAAAUACUUUUAUCCUUUAUAUUGGAGUGUGGACAACUCCAGCUUCAGAAAGUAAAGGUCCUUUAAUGAAUUUCCUCUGCCUUUGGUGAUAUCACUAAUCAGCUUAUCUACCUGGCUGAAUAGUUUUGCAAAUUAGGAACAGCUCUUUAAGUGAAUGGUUGGAAAAAAAUAUGUUGUAGGACUUAAAGUUUCAUUUAAUUCAGCACAAUGAAAAUUCAAACUAAUGAAGCCAUUAUUUGAGGGUAAAAGAAUUGAACUGUGUUGCUAUAAUCCAUUUGUAAAUAUACAAUCUCUCAGGGGCUACUACAGGGCACAUAAACAAGGAAACAAGGAAACGACUUACAAGAAGAGUAACAGAAAUAAUGUGAAUAGAUAAGCUGUUAUCUUAUUUUAUCACCACAGACUGAAAUAAACAGAGAGGGAGAGCCAGCAUGUUUAUCGGAAUGAAUCAAUGCCAGUGAAACAAGAACAAUAAAAGCAGCCACUAGUUUUGUCUAAAAGGUUAAAAAAUAAAUAAAUAAAUAAAAAAUAACCAUCUGAUCUCAAACUGUAAAUUUACCCAGCACUCUCUCUGCUCAGAUACAGUGACAGAGUAAAUAAAUCGUUUGCACGGCAAAGCAUGACGACCUCGGACCUCGCAGCUCGCAAAGAAUACAGCACUGAACCAGUAUGGAAAAUGUCACCUCAUUUGAACCUCGUCUUCUGGUGACUCUUGGAUUAUUUCUUAAUGGUCAAAUGACUUUAAUGCUGUCAUCCCUCCCCACUUUCAGACAGAAUUUUCUAUCAUUGCCCUAACAUAGUAUUUGAUAAUACAUGCAAGUUUAAGCUAAGCAUGUGUUUGUAUUCUACAUGAUAUUAAGUAAGUCUGUAAAAAAAUACGAUGCGCUCGAUCCUGCACAUUCUCUCCACAAAGAUAAAUCAUGCUUUUAAAUUUG